AUGACCUUGUUCAGGGAGGAGGUGGAGGAUAAAGAUAAGGACAAAUGGAUAGUAUGGUUCGAUGGCGCGUCCAACACACUAGGCCAUGGAGUAGGGGCGGUGUUGCUUACCCCCGACGAUCAAUGCAUACCCUUCACGGCUAGGUUGGGCUUUGACUGCACAAAUAACAUGGCCGAGUAUGAGGCAUGUGCCCUUGGGAUCCAAGCAGCAAUCAACUUCAAGGCCUACAUCAAGAAGCUGAUAGAGUUCUUCGAUGACAUAUCCUUCCACCACAUUCCUAGGGAGAAGAAUCAAAUGGCUAAUGCGCUUGCCACUCUAGCAUCCAUGUUUCAGCUGACUCCGCAUGGGGACUUGCCGUACAUUGAGUUUAGAUGUCGCGGCAAGCCCGCACAUUGCUGCGUAAUAGAAGAAGGGCAAGAUGGUAAACCUUGGUACUUCAACAUCAAGCGAUACAUCAAAGACAAGGAAUACCCACAAGGGGCUUCUGACAAUGACAAGAGAACAUUGAGAAGGUUAGCAACCAGUUUCUUCCUGAGUGGAAGCAUUCUAUACAAGAGGAACCAUGACAUGGUUCUGCUCCGAUGUAUGGAUGCCAGGGAGACUGAGCAAAUACUGGUGGAAGUUCACGAGGGUUCCUUUGGAGCACACACCAAUGGGCAUGCUAUGGCCCGAAAGAUCCUAAGGGCAGGGUAUUACUGGCUCACCAUGGAAAAUGACUGUUGUAUCCAUGUGAGAAAAUGCCACCAGUGCCAGGCAUUCACGGAUAAUGUCAAUGCUCCACCCAUGCCUUUGAACAUCUUGGCAGUGCCUUGGCCAUUCUCCAUGUGGGGAAUAGAUGUGAUUGGGGCUAUUGAGCCCAAGGCUUCGAACAAACAUUGCUUCAUUUUGGUUGUUAUCGACUACUUCACCAAAUGGGUUGAAGCUGCUUCAUACGCUAGUAUGACAAUGAGUGUGGUGGUCAGGUUCAUCAAGAAGGAGAUAAUUUGUCGGUAUGGGUUACCCAGGAAGAUUAUCACGGAUAAUUCCACCAAUCUAAACAACAAGAUGAUGAAGGAUUGGCACGAGAUGCUCCAUUUCACGCUACAUGGUUAUCGAACCUCAGUGCGCACAUCAAUUGGGGCAACUCCUUUCUCCUUGGUAUAUGGGAUGGAGGUCGUGUUUCCGUUUGAAGUAGAGGUCCCUUCUUUAAGAGUUCUGGCUAAGUCAGGGUUGAAAGAGUCAGAAUUGGCCCAAGCACACUUUGAUCAACUGAAUCUUAUAGAGGGUAAAAGAUUGGCUGCCAUGAGCCAUGGACGGUUAUAUCAAAGCCGGGUGAAGAACACUUUCAACAGGAAGGUACGCCCAUGCAAGUUCAGCGAAGGGGAUCUCAUCUUGAAGAAAGUAUCCCAAGCUCAGAAGGACCAUAGGAGAAAAUGGGCUCCAAAUUACGAAGGACCAUUCGUCAUGAAGAAAGCAUUUUCGGGAGGAGCAUUAGUGCUUGCCAGCAUGGAUGAUGAAGAACUGCCUUCGCCCAUGAAUUCCAAUAUCGAAAUGGCUCCAAAGAAGCUCCCAGCCAAGAGAUCCAGGAAAGAUGCCACUGGAGAGGGUUCCAGUGCGGCCCCACAGGCAGAUAUGGACUUUGAUAGACACAGGUUCUGGAGUGCAGGGCACCAACAACGGUUUGAGGCCAUUAAUGGCUAG
Messenger RNA from Glycine soja, 1680 nucleotides. RefSeq lists its product as uncharacterized. The transcript has 4 exons. Lineage: Eukaryota; Viridiplantae; Streptophyta; Magnoliopsida; Fabales; Fabaceae. Gene Ontology annotation, biological process: DNA integration. Gene Ontology annotation, molecular function: RNA-DNA hybrid ribonuclease activity; nucleic acid binding. The record is from RefSeq and is a predicted model, not a curated record. The coding region runs from base 1 to 1680 and encodes 559 amino acids.